Molecule: messenger RNA, 2160 nt
Organism: Hyposmocoma kahamanoa
Lineage: Eukaryota; Metazoa; Arthropoda; Insecta; Lepidoptera; Cosmopterigidae
Gene: sau
Product: Golgi phosphoprotein 3 homolog sauron
Exons: 5
Coding region: 136-996 (286 amino acids)
Biological process (GO): Golgi to plasma membrane protein transport; retrograde vesicle-mediated transport, Golgi to endoplasmic reticulum; Golgi vesicle budding
Cellular component (GO): trans-Golgi network; cytosol; Golgi cisterna
Molecular function (GO): phosphatidylinositol-4-phosphate binding
Source: RefSeq, a predicted model, not a curated record
AUAUUUUUCCACCAAAUACGUCGUGUAGCAAAACGUCAACUUUCGUUUACAAUUUACAUUUAUUCCGAAAAUAAAAAUAUCUAUGUACCGUAAGCUCUAAAUAUUUAGUGAUUUGUUUGUAUUUUAAAUGUUAAAAUGAAUCGAAGCGAGGGUUUAGUGCAACGAAGAAACAUUGUAAAGGAUAUCAAUUCGGACGGAACAGUAAAGGAAAACCACGACGUCGAUGAUAAGAAAAAUGAUAAAAAUUAUGAUGACGGGGAUUCAAAGGAAACUCGAUUGACUCUAAUGGAAGAAGUGUUACUGUUAGGGCUCAAGGACAAAGAAGGUUACACGUCAUUUUGGAAUGAUUGCAUAUCCAGCGGUCUGAGAGGAUGUAUCCUCAUCGAACUUGGGUUAAGAGGUCGCGUUGAACUAGAAAGAGCUGGUAUGAGAAGAAAAGGAUUGCUAUCUAGGAAAGUCAUUGUAAAAUCAGACACUCCUACUGGUGAUGUGCUACUAGAUGAGGCUUUGAAACAUAUAUCAGGCACUGAUCCUCCUGAAACUGUGCAAAGUUGGAUAGAAUAUCUUAGUGGUGAAACAUGGAAUCCUAUGAAGCUCAAAUAUCAACUAAAGAAUGUACGUGAGAGACUGGCAAAGAAUCUUGUUGAAAAGGGAGUGCUAACAACUGAGAAGCAAAACUUUCUAUUAUUUGACAUGACUACACAUCCUCUAACUGAUAAUGUCGUCAAAUGCCGCUUAGUCAAAAAGGUUCAAGAGGCGGCACUGCGCCGUUCAAUCACUGACGUAGCACACGCUGAUAAGCGGUCACUGGCGCUUUUAAUGCUCGCUCAUUCGGCGGACGUUUUGGAGAACGCUUUUGCCCCACUGUCAGACGAGGACUAUGAGUUGGCCACGCGACGCGUGCGAUCAUUACUCGACUUGGAUUUUGAAGCUGAGGCCAUGCGGCCUGAUGCCUGCGAGAUAAUGUGGGCGGUAUUUGCGGCGUUCACUAAAUAGCGGUAACUUACACUACAUUAACCACUGGCAACUAAAAUAAAAAAAUAUUGCCUAUGCCAGAGACAUAAUAAUUUAAUUCAGUGAAAAACAUCAGUCUCUGGUUUUCAUUCUUCUCUGGGUUCCAGAGACAAAUUCAAAGGAAAUUAGUAUUACACUUCAUUGAAACCAUGAAAUUUACAGACACUCUGUUAUUUGCACUGACAUUUUUUUGUAGGCAUUUGACGUGGAAAUUUGGAUGAUCAAUUAUUGCAGCACUAACAUUCAAACGUAGUCAAUAAUUGGAUAAGCAAAUUUAAUUUUAUAGGACGUCAAAAAUUAAGAUGAAUCCAGUCAUUCAGACGUGGUACACAUAAUUUUAUUGAAAGCAAACAAUAAAAAAACAUGUUUAGACCAAUUUGUAAAAUGAAAUGAUUGUUUUUUUAAAUAUAAUUGUCUACACUUAGGUUUAUGUUUUGUUUAAAUUAAUAGUUUAGUAUAUAUAUAUGUGUCUACUUAAUAUACUUAUUAUGAGUAUGAAACAGUAUAAGAUGUUGACUGUAAUACUUGUAAAUUUUUAUGUUUUUAAAAGAUACUUGUUUCACUCAUUUGUAAUAUUUAUUUUUAUAUCUACUGGGUACUACUAAUCUAUUGUAUUUUUAUUUAGACUAUAUGAUUAUCGAUAAAUUUUCUUAGUGAAUUGAUUAUUGGGUUAGAUUGGUAACAUUAUUUUGGAGUUUAUACGAAAUGUAUGUGAACACCUCAAUGUUCCAAGGCUUGGACUUUUGCCUGUCAUAACCGCCGUGAUAUAAAAUAGGAAAACUGAGAAAGGACUUAAAUAACUUUUAUCUGAUUUCCAUAUUAGUAUUUGUGAGUUUUAAAAUUUAUUGUUAUCAUUUAAUUUGCUGCAUUAGGUAGUUGUGUGAUGUUAAGUAUUUAGGUAAUUUCGUGGUGAAGCUGUACGUGGUGUUGCAUAAUGACUUCCCAGGCGACUGAUUUUUUUUUUUAUCCACCAAACCAUGUGUUUGUAGGAUUGACAGUUAUAGUGCACCAUCGUAUGUAUUAGACUCAUCAACUCUUUAUUAAAUUUGUUAGUUUCAUUUAACCUUAUUACGUUGACUUUAUAUACGUUUAGAUUUUGUAAAUUUAAACAGGGCCACGAGAAAAAAAUCUGAAAUAAAAUUUAGA